Messenger RNA from Linum trigynum, 1242 nucleotides. The record is from the annotation of a GenBank genome assembly. NCBI's taxonomy places the organism in Eukaryota, Viridiplantae, Streptophyta, Magnoliopsida, Malpighiales, Linaceae.
AUGAAGCCGGAAGCGGCGGCGUUCCUCUCGUCCCUUUCCUCCUCCGGCGCCUCCCCUUCCUCCUCUUCCCGCCGCGAGCACGCCGCACCCGCCGCCGACUCUUCCGAUUCCCCCGGCUGCAUGGCCGGCAUUCUCCGCAUCGUCUCCAGGUACCACAACGGCCGCCGCCGCCGCCGAUUCCUCACCUUCCGACGUACCUCGCCCGCCGCGAUAAUCGCCGGCGAUCACAAACAGUCCGAACCUUCCGACACCGCCAAAAGCAAGCCGAGACUCGCCAGCGAGGUGCCGAGGAGCCCGACGAUCCCGCCGGAGAUCCGCCGGUCACCGGACCUCCCGCCGAAAGCUCCCGGCGGCGGGAACAACGGUCACAAUCGUAAUACCACCACUACUCGACAAGCCCUGGUGGCGAGGCUGAUGGGGCUGGACGACGGCGUGGUGGCGGCGGAGCAGCGGCGGAAGCUGCUGGGAGCGCUGGAGAAAUGCGACGAGGAUCUGAAGGCGCUGAAGGAGAUGAUCGACGAGGUGAAGAAGAGCGUCGGCGGCGGCGGCGACGGAUCGAAAGUCGGCGGCGAUGGGCCUGCAGCGGAUUACGCCUCGUUUGCGGCGGCGGCGGCGGCGGGGAACGAUAACAAUAGCAGCAAGGAAGCCGAUUUAGAGGAGGAUUCGAGCGAUCGACUGCCGCCGCUCAGUGAGUUGACUCGCCCGCAUCAGAAUAAUAAUCAUUAUAACAAAAGUCACGCUCCUUCUACCGGAGGAGGGAUCCCGAGGCAGCAAAAGAAGAAGCCAGGAGACCACGAAGAGGGGAUCUUCUUCUUCGACAUCUCCUCCAAGAGACCACCACCACCAGCCGCCGCAGCCACCAUGAUCGCCCAUCGUCGUCAUCCGAACCCAUCGACGACGACGAUGGAGAGCUUACUGUUCCCCUGCCGCGGCAGGGAACAACGGAGCAACAAGAACAACAACAGUAGUACGAGCGAGAAGAAGGCGAUGGCGGAGAGCGUGGAGCGAGCUUGCAGCGACAUAGCGUGGGGCCAGAAGCGGGAGGUCGGGAGGAUCGGGCUGGCGCUGCAGGAUCACAUCUGCAGGGACUUGGUCGAGGAGUUCGUCAGAGAGGUGUUCGGACAUUACUUGAUGAACAAGUAUUACAAGUUCUACUACGACAGUAAAAAUUCUCGUCAGUCAUCAUGUGACAUGAUCGGUACGCUGCCGUUCGAUGCUUGUAGGAGAAGUCUGCGUUUCUGA